This is a messenger RNA of Electrophorus electricus (electric eel), 6847 nucleotides long. It is a transcript of the gene ptpn13, whose product is annotated as protein tyrosine phosphatase non-receptor type 13. The record is from RefSeq and is a predicted model, not a curated record. Gene Ontology annotation, molecular function: protein tyrosine phosphatase activity; phosphatidylinositol 3-kinase regulatory subunit binding. Lineage: Eukaryota; Metazoa; Chordata; Actinopteri; Gymnotiformes; Gymnotidae. Gene Ontology annotation, cellular component: nucleus; cytoplasm; cytoskeleton. Gene Ontology annotation, biological process: peptidyl-tyrosine dephosphorylation.
CGCGGGUCCGGGACGUGCGCCUCUCCGAGUUUAGCAGUCUGGACAACAGAAAGGCGCACCACCGGUCUGCCCAGUCUGUGGGCGGAGCCUAUGACAAGCUCCGGGAGAGGCACAGGAAGUUGCACACGCUCUCUCAGGCCCUGGACGACCCUCUGCACACCUACAGAAGUUACCACAGUGACUAUAGCUCCUCCAGUGAGAGUCCGUCGGUCACGUCCUCUGAUCCAGAUUACAGAAAUGCUAGGAGACCAGAACAGAUUAGAUGCUUCAGUUCCCAAGUGGGACUGUCUGAAGCCGAUACCAUGCCACUCAGCAGUGGACAGAGACACAGGCUGUAUGAGGGAGGACACCAGGACAGGAUUGGGACAGAACUCAUGGUGCAGAGACACGAGGACGACCUGCGACGGCUCCAGGCCCGGCUAUCCCGGUCCAACCUCUUCCUCACGGACGACCCCCCGUGCCUCCUCGCUGACCUGUGGGACCACGGGCACCCUGCCGUCUCGCAAGAUUAAGAACUUUGGUCCAGAGUUUGUGAGGAUGGCCAGUGAACCCUCUGUUGUUUUAAAUGUUCCUGUUUCCAUAAUGAAUAAGCAGACUAAGGCGGAGGAGAGUGCCCGCAGGGUGGCCGUCGUCCUGCUGAACGGGCAGAGGCUGGAUGUGACCUGUGACGUGAAGGCUGUGUGUAAGGAUGUGCUGGACAUGGUGUUGGCACACGUGGGCCUGGUGGAGAGCCACCUGUUUGGCCUGGCCGUCCUCAAAGAUGACGAGUUCUUCUUCAUCGACUCGGACACCAGACUCUCAAAAGUGGCCCCGGACGGGUGGAAGGACGACCCCAAGAAGAGGAGACCCGACGUGAACUUCAGGCUGUUUCUGCGCGUUGAGUUCUUCCAGGAGGAUGUUGGCUUCAUCCAACACUCCAUGACCAAGCACCAGUACUACUUGCAGUUGCGGAAGGACAUUCUGGAGGAGCGACUGCGCUGCGACGCUGAGAACGCUAUGCUCUUGGCUUCUCUGGCACUGCAAGCUGAGUUUGGGGACCAUCAGCCUGAGCUCCACGGAAAGACGUACUUCCGGCUGGAGCAUUACGUGCCGGCGUAUGCCAUGGAGCGGCUGGAGCAAAGCACCAUGAAGGAGGAGCUCUCCAAAAUGCAUAACACCUACUACGGAGUCACGGAAGAGGAGGCCCAGUUUGAGUUCCUCAAGGUGAGCCAGCGACUGACUGAGUACGGUGUUCACUUCCACCGCGUCUUGCCGGAGAAGAAGUCACAGACAGGCGUCCUGCUGGGUGUCUAUUCCAGGGGUGUUCAGGUCUUUGAGGUUCUGAAUGGAAACCGAACCCCAGUGCUGAAGUUCCCCUGGAGAGAGACCAAAAAGAUCUCUUUUGCUAAAAAGAAGAUUUGUCUGCAGAACACGUCCGACGGCAUAAAGCACCUGUUCCAGACGGACAGCCAGAAGACCUGUCAGUACCUGCUCCGCCAGUGCUCCGCCCAGCACAAGUUCCACCUGCACAUGAAAGCCCGGCAGAACAACCAAGAGCUGCAGGAGCUCGAGAACUCCCCUCUGAAUUUGCAGCAGUUCUCCGUGGAUCCAGACGGCCUGGGGAGAGCCAUUAGCAUGGCUAGCCUGUCUCCUAGCACGCCAGUGUCCCGAUCCAACCCGGCAUCCCUGAAGAAGGUCCCGUACGAGCUGGCCCUCACCAGGCCGGCCCGCCUGUCCAGCCCAGACCAGGGCACCUUCCCUGACUCCAGCUCCAGGAUGAAGAGCCGCUCCCACCAUAACCUGGGCCAGCUGCCUGAGUCGCCAGAGCACAGGGCUGUGCCUUUCAGUAGCCAAUCACAGAGUGGCUCGGUUCAGCUGCAGCCGAUCACGUUGCUGCAUCAGCGUGCCAGUUCUGACACCGAUUCCAUCACCAUCAACAGGCUGCGUGAGGGCGUGUUCAGUGGUGCAGCCCGGAACGCUCCUGGCUGGGGGCCGAUGGGCUCAACGGGCCAGAAUGUGGAUCACGACUCCUCGUCAUGUGAGGAGAGAGGUCAGGCGUAUGUCGAAGGUGUGAGCAUUCACAGUUCUGGAUUACCCUCUAGCACUGCCUCAUCCAUAGGAACCAGCGAAUCCCUUCAGAAGAAGCUGAACGCUGUACCCUCCCCCGAACGUGAGAUUACGAGUGUAAAUCUGAAGAAGGACGUGAAGUAUGGCCUGGGCUUUCAGAUCAGUGGGGGAGAGACCUCAGGGAGAACAGACCUGGGCACCAUCGUUUGUUCCAUUACGCCGGGCGGGCCCGCCGACGUAGACGGCUGUUUGAAACCAGGAGAUAGGCUGCUCAGUGUGAACGACGUCAGUCUGGAAGGUCUUCCUCACAAGGACACUUUGGACAUCCUGCAGAACGCUCCAGAUGAGGUCACUCUGGUGGUGUCACAGCCCAAAGAGAGGCUGUUCCCAGACUCUCCCUACACACACACUCCUGCUGUAGCUGCGCUGAAACCCGAAGCAGAUCUGGCGUCGUCCUCCGAGGACCAAGCUGUCUCCCCCAGUCCUGCUCCCUCUUCCUCCAGCACGGACGGCGUCGCCCAAUCUGCUCCGGCCGGCCGCUCCUGGGACAGCCCGGACCGUCCGGACCCCGGAGCCGUCCCGACGCGGCCGCGCCUCAACGGCUUCCACCAGAACGUUCCGGAGACCGGCACGACACCGGCACUACCCCCCUUCCUGUCCCCGGGGGACCCCACACCUCCUGCCCUGCCCCCCAAGACCCGGAGGUCCAGAGAGCCAGAGGUCACCAAAGAGCUGGAGCUGUCGGACCGAGGGGACUCGGACAUGGACGAGGACACGUGCUCCAGCGGCCAGGAGAAGCAAAAGCCAAGAAAGGGUGGUUCCAACACAUCCAUGCGACACGGUGGGAUUUAUGUCAAAGGCAUUAUUCCCAAAGGAGCAGCCGAGCUUGACGGCAGGAUUAAGAAAGGUGAUCGCGUUGUGGCUGUGAAUGGGAAGAAUCUGGAAGGGGCGACACAUAAGCAGGCAGUGGAUGUUCUGAGAGACACGGGGCAGGUGGUGAGCCUGGUGCUGGAAAGGGGCCCAUUGCCUGCAGACAUCGUUCAUGCUCCCCUUACCCCACAGAGCACUUCAGAACUUGCAGAGCCCAGACCCACGGGCCCUCCACAGGAGCCCUGCGCAAGACCUCAGUCCCAGCCAGAGUACAGCUUUAUCACGCCGGAGAACGUGUUUGAAGUGAACCUUCUGAAGAACUCCUCUGGUCUAGGCUUCAGUUUCAGCCGUGAGGAGAACAUUCCAGAAGAGCCUCCUGGCUCCAGCAUGGUCCGGGUCAAGAAACUGUUCCCCGGGCAACCGGCUGACGAGAGCGGCCUCAUCAAAGUGGGCGAUGUCAUCCUACGCGUCAACCAGACGUCCCUGAAAGGACUCUCGCAACACGAGGUGAUCUCAGCACUGCGAGGGGCGGGUCAAGAGGUCACACUGUUGCUGUGCAGACCUGCCACAGGGGUUCUCACUGAGAUGGGCUCCUCUCACCAGACCCCUGCCAUCUCUCCACGGAAGGAGCCGCCCAAACCCAAGCCCAAGCCCAGCGCGGCCUCUCCUCCCCAGCCGGACGGCCGGAGGCCCCUGGGGGCCGUGGAGCAGGCCCUGGAGCGGCUUCUGAUGAAGUCUCCCAGCCGUAGGGACAGCUACAGUGACAGUACAGACGAUGAGGAGGUUGAGGAGGCCUUCAGCCCUGCGAGCCUGGAGCAGGCCGGCCAAGCCUGGGACCGGAGUGCCUACCAGACCCCAGGCGGCGGCGGCGGCAGGCACGGCCGGUACGAGACGCCCGCUGAGCUGGACAACACCAUCCGCUCGGCCUACUGCUCCCCCAACCAGUCCAGUCACAGGAGGCCUCUCUCGUCUUCCCCUCUUCUCUCGGAGCGGAAAUCGUCCCCAGCCCUCCCUGAAGAGGGCACUCUGAGCCCCAGUCCAGACCCGCUUCCUCCCCCAGUCCACAACCCCAUCGGCCUUGCGUUUCACGAGCGCAGCCAGGACGUGAGCGACUACCUGCCUGAGGCUGAGCUGAAGGUCUCCCUGGUGAAGUCUGAUAAGGGGAGUUUGGGCUUUACACUCACUAAAGGAGGCGAUCACAACUGCUACAUCCAUGACAUCAUCCAGGAUCCAGCAAAGGGAGACGGCAGACUCCGACCCGGUGACCGUAUGAUCAUGGUGAAUAAGAUAGAUGUGACUGGGAUGAGUCACACUGAGGUGGUCAACCUCGUGCGAACUGCACCCAGAGUGGUGGAUCUGGUAGUGGGGCGUGUCUUAGAACCCCCCAAACCACCAAUAGAGGCACACCUUCUCCCUGAUAUCACCUUCCAGUGCCCCGGUGACUCACUUGGUCUGGUCCUGGAAGGAGGCAGAGACAGUGAACUGGGCGUGCUCUACGUAAAAGACAUCGUUCCAGGGUCUGAGGCAGACUCUGAGGGGAGCCUGAAACAGCUCGACCUCAUCCACUACAUCAACGGCGCUCCCACGCAGGAGCUGACUCUGGCGGAGAACCGCCGGCUACUGCAGCUCUCGUGCCGAGACCUCGCGCUCAAGGCCACCAGGGAUGGGAAACCCGUGUAUCCUGAGCAGGAAAACGCCUCGAACGCCUCGAGCCUGAACAACAACGUCAGCGCUAAAGUCAACAACCCGCCCAGCAUGAAUGGUUAUCUCAACAGCAGUAGUCACGAUUUGGAGACUAUAUGUCCAUCUGAGGAGCUGAUAAUUCCUCUGCAGUUGAACAAGCCACCAGCAGGGGGCCUGGGCUUCUCCGUGAUUGGUGGAGAGAGGGGUAUUUUUGUGAAGUCCAUCACACCUGGAGGCCUGGCGCAUACUGAUGGGAUGUUACAAGUGGGCGAUCGCCUACUCAAAGUAAAUAAUGAGCUGAUGACGGGGGUUUCCCAUGCCAAAGCUGUGUCCACUAUCCGGAUGGCUAAAGGUGUGGUUGACCUGGUCGUGUCCCGCCCCACUGACCAGACCCCCAGCACGUACCUGGGCUUCCUCCCUCUGAACACCAGCACCUGCAAUGGGACCGCAGAUGUGAGUGGGAACGCUGAUGCCGGGAAGAAGCUCAGCGGCGCUCCGGGGGCAAGCGGCUCCCAGUCUCCUCCCGCCCUUCCUCCCAUAGACUACGAUGCAGGCUCUCUAGAGAGAGAGAAGAGACUAGAGACAGCGGUGUCUGAAGACACAGACUGUGAUGGCUCAUCUCUUCCUGAAGAUUCUCCAGAGACCACGAGGAAGACCCAUUGGGAGGCGCGUGGAAUGGACCACCCACAGAACAACAGUUACCUGCAGUCGUCUUCUGGAUUUCUGGAUGAAGACGAGAUCACAUGGGGCAGCGAUGAGCUCCCAAUAGAUAACAUCAACUCCAAAUUCACCCAAGACGGCCCCGUGAUCACGGAGGAGGAGCUGACGUCUCUGACCCUGGUGAAGGUGGUUCCCAAAGGCCAGUACACAGGGCAGAAGCUCAGCUCUGUGGUGCGCAUGGUCAGAGGGCUGCUGGAACAGAAGGUCCCCCUGCAGGAGUUUGAGAGCCUACAGAACCUUCAGCCUCUGGAUGACUGUUUGAUUGGACAGACCCAAGAAAACAAGAAGAAAAACCGUUAUAAAAACAUAGUGCCCUUCGACACUACAAGAGUAGUCCUGGGCAAAGAGGGCGGCUACAUCAACGCCAACUUCAUCAAGAUGCCAGUGAAGGACGAGCACUUCCUGUACAUCGCGUGCCAGGGCCCGCUGCCCACUACGUUGGCCGACUUCUGGCAGAUGGUGUGGGAGCAGAAGUCCAAUGUCGUCGCCAUGAUGACCCAGGAAGUGGAAGGAGGAAAGGUCAAAUGCCAGCGCUACUGGCCCGCAACGCCGCGCGUGGCUGAGAUGGUGGACGACAGACUGCAGGUCAUGCUGAUCAAAGACCAGCAACUAGACCACUUCGUCAUCCGCCUCAUCGAGGUCAAGGAUGUCCAGACCAAUGAAAUCCAGAGAGUGACGCACCUAAACUACACCGGCUGGCCUGACCAUGGAACGCCAACACAGCCUGAACAACUCCUCACAUUCAUUUCCUACAUGAGACACAUCCACCAAUCAGGGCCCAUCAUUACGCACUGCAGUGCUGGGAUUGGACGAUCGGGGACGCUCAUCUGCAUAGACGUGGUGCUCGGUCUCAUUAGCAAAGACGCAGACUUCGAUAUCUCUGAUGUUGUGCGGACCAUGAGACUUCAAAGACAAGGCAUGGUGCAAACAGAGGAACAAUAUAUCUUCUGCUACCAAGUCAUCUUGUAUGUGUUGCGAUGUUUACAAGCUGAGGAGAAGAUCUCAGGAUAAAACCAUGACUUUCUGCUGCUGCCUUUCUGCUGUCCUUGGGAUGAGAGCAACAAUCCUUCAGAAACACCAGGAGGAACCUCCUUCCAGUCUCCCUGGAUCAAACCUGCCUUACGUCACCUUGCCGUGUGGGACGGAAUUUUGUACGUUCCCGUUGCUUGCGUCCCCUACCUUUUUGGAGGCUACUACUAUUUGGUUUUAUAAUUCAUCCCCUUUUCACUACUUUUUUUUUUUAUAGAUCUCUUGAAGAUUUUAAGGUUGAGCAUAAGUGAGAAAUAAAUUUAUAUUUUAUAUGUAACAAAAAUCAUGUAUUUUAAAGCAAUAUGAAGCUGGGUCUUGCUGCCUCAACAGAAUACGACGACAGUAUUUGCUUUGUAAAUCUAUAAUCAAUCGCUGAGUACCAGUGGAGGCUGAUGAAUUUGAAAUGUACAUAUUUGUCGCCUGAAAAUUUGUUUAUAUGUUUAAACUGUUACAAACUGGACAAUUUGCAAUUUGUAAAUAAAAGACCAUCAUACCUAUA